Molecule: messenger RNA, 2066 nt
Organism: Aedes albopictus (Asian tiger mosquito)
Lineage: Eukaryota; Metazoa; Arthropoda; Insecta; Diptera; Culicidae
Product: zinc finger protein 624
Exons: 3
Coding region: 113-1939 (608 amino acids)
Biological process (GO): regulation of transcription by RNA polymerase II
Cellular component (GO): nucleus
Molecular function (GO): RNA polymerase II cis-regulatory region sequence-specific DNA binding; zinc ion binding; DNA-binding transcription factor activity
Source: RefSeq, a predicted model, not a curated record
ACAAACUUUCGUGGUUGUCGGUCGAAUCAGAAUUUGGGAUUAAAAGUUUAAUUUUUAUGAAAUUCGUUGUGUUGAAUUAGAAUUCUACAAUUGAAUUCAUUACUGUUGCAACAUGGAUUGCUGCCGCAUCUGUUUGGUAGACGAAGCUGAUGUGUUUCUGUCGCUAUUUUCAAAAUCCGAGCAAAUCCCGAUCGCAGAGAUGGUGAAUGCACUGACCGGAUUAAAGAUUGCGAAAGGCGACGGUCUUCCCCGGUUCAUCUGUAAGGAAUGUUCCGAAGACAUUCAGAAAUGCUACCGAGUGCGGCUCAAAUGCUUGGAGUCCGAUCGACAACUGCGAAGUACGCUAGAGAAAACGCAUGAAAAGAUGAAAAUGGUCGAGUUUUAUCUCCAGAAGGAAAUCCAAAAAAGCGAACCAUCUGUAGCAGGGGCAGCAAAAGUAGAGCCCAAUAAUAUUACACCGGAAGUUUUGAAAAAUGUGAUUUCCGAUGACAAACUGAUGGGCUUGCUGCCUUCCUCGAGCGAUAAGCAAUCUUCAGUGGACGCAGCGACAGCACCGUCUGAGCAUAUUGUUCAGCAUGCCGAGCUUAGUGUUCCAAUGGCUCCGGUUAUCGAGAAAAAGGAAGCAGCUGUAAGUCAAAUUAACAUCAAGCAGGAAAGCAACACAGAUUUGAUAAUGGAGAAGGUGCCUGAGGAUGAUGUGGAUACCAAUCAAGAGGAAAGAGAUGAACAGCACGAGGAAGAAAUCGAAGAUGAAGAAAACGCCUAUCUUGACGAGGAAGUAUUAGACGAAAACCUUGCUUCUUCGGAGAAGAUACAGAAUGAGGAGUGUAUCACUUCAAGUCAGAACAUGGAAAACAUGGUAGAAGAGGAACUUGAAUAUUCAGAAGUAUAUUUGGAAAUGACUGAUGAGAAUCCGGAAGAAGCGCAAUACACGAUUACAGCAGAAGACGGAGGUAGUGUGGAGCAUGAUACGUUCGUUGACCGAGUGGAUUCUGAUUUUACCCAAGAUGAGUAUUCCGGAAAAUUUAUUUGUUGCGGAUGCAAAGCACAUUUUAGUUCCAAUGAAGAACUUUUGCAGCACUCUUCUGAAGAGCACGAAAAAAUGAGACUGAAGCACAGUGCCAAACCAUUUGAGUGCAACAUAUGCUUCAAACGGUUUCUCAGUGAUGCUCGUUUAACGCUGCACCAGUCUUAUGUUUAUCGGGAGAAGAAUCACGUCUGUGACAAGUGUAAUUCUCGUUUCACCUGCCGAGGUUCGUUACUGAACCACAUGAAAACACAUGCUGAUCGGACGUACUUUUGCGAAGAUUGCGACAAAUCAUUCCACACUAGCAGCACGCUGAAAUCCCAUCGCUUACUGCACACUGAAUCAAAGCAGUUCAAAUGUCCUGCAGAAAAUUGCGACAAAAGCUUCCUCCGAAAGUCUGACCUCCACAUCCACCUUGUUUCGCAUUCCGACGAACGCCCAUUUGAAUGUGAGGUAUGUUCCGCCCGUUUUAAAUCGAAAGCUCACCUGGUCCACCACGGCAAAGUUCAUACCAAAGAAAAACCCUACAAAUGCAACCAAUGUGACAAAGCCUUCGGAACGUACUCGGCUCGCAAGUUUCACCAGCUGGCCCACGAGGGUAUCCAUCCAUACAAGUGUACCUACUGCGACAAGAUCUACCAACGGAACACGAAACUGCAGGUUCACAUUCGGCGGAUCCAUACCGGCGAGCGGCCGUUUGCGUGCGAUAUGUGCGAGGAAGACAUUCGAUUCUACCAGAACUGGGAACUGACGGCACACAAGAAGAAGGUUCAUAAUUUGGAAGUGGCCGGUCAACAACAACAUCAGAAGAUGGAAGUGGACGAAGAACUGGAUGACGACGAUGACGAUGGCAUGGAGGACGAUUUCGAAUAUGAAUCAAAGGUAAAACGAUUAAAGUCCUCACCUAAGUAAAAUGAUUUUUGUUAAUAUUAUCUGAAUGAUAAAUGUUAUUCGUUAGAACCUAAGUAAUGGUUACACAAUUUGGUAAUUGGAUAUUUUAACAAUAAAGUGUAUUUAAGAACACCAUUCAAAAAUACAA